GGAAAGGAAAGGAAGAGGCCCCCACAGCGUAUUGAGUGCUCAAGUCCAAAUACAGACAAAAGUGAGUUGCUUGCUGCAGUCAUUGCUGUAACGUUCGAAGAGGCAACAGCCAGCCAAGCCAGCUCAAACCUGAAAUGAAAAUGAACAACAAGGUAUACCCAUUGUAGAUUUGAAUUCCCAACAGAUAGAAAAAAGCCAAUUCCCUUUUCCCUCUGCAUUCUGCAAACGUCCUCUUCAUUCUCUCUCUUUAUUUUGGCUGGUCCUUUAAAGAAAGCUCUGGUUUCCUUCCGUCUUUCUCUCUCAGCCAUUUUCUAAACAAACAAACUGCUUUGGCUCAUUGGUGCUUAGCUUUCGUCAUUGUGUUGUUUGUGGUUUUUUGUUUUCCCUCGCAGAAAGAAACAGAGAACAAGUGAAAGCUAAACUAGGCAGCCCCCAAGAAAAGAAUGUUGUCCGAGCUGAAUGGUAGUCCCUGGAUGGAUGACAACACUAACAAGGAGCACCAGCAAAACACUUCAACACCAGCACUCGACGCUACAAACAACAACUUAAUUAUUGAAAGCAACACCUGUGAAUUGGUGAUGGAGACAAAAGAAGAGAUGGGUUUCAAAUCCAUGCUUGAAGUAGGCGAAGAGGAUUGGUACGCUGUGGGUAACAACAACCAGAACAACAACGUCGUCAAAGAGAUGAGCUUUUCCACAGAUGGGCUAUUGCUUCAUCACCACCACCACCACAACCAAGUCGAUUCCUCGUCGUCUUGCUCACCUUCCUCCUCGGUUUUCAACAACAUGGACCCUUCUCAGGUACACUACCUUAUGCAACCCAUCAACAAGCAGCAGCCACUCCACCACUCUUCCUUAUCUUCCUUGCUAGCCAAUGUAGUCUCCAACAACAACCCUUUAGACCAUGGGUUCGAUUUGGGGGAAAUUGGGUUCCUCGACAAUCAUCAAGUUGCAACAGCAACUGGUAACGUUCUAAACAGGGGGAAUGGUGGGUUGUUAUUGGGGGGUUGUGCUGAUUUUGGCUCAGUGAACAACCAGAUGGGGGGUGGUGCUCACAAUUUGCCCCAAUUUGGGAGUAAUCCUCAUCAAAUGCUUCAAUUGCCUGAAACAGGGUUCACAGGGUUUAGAGGGUUUGAGGAGGGGAAUGGGAAUAAUGGGCUGAUUUUGAAUAGGUCUAAGCUGUUGAGGCCACUAGAGAGUUACCCUUCAGUGGGUGCACAGCCGACAUUGUUUCAGAAAAGGGCUGCCUUGAGAAAGAAUCUGGGCGGUGGUGAGGCAGGCAAUUUGGGAGUUUUGGGGGGUGUGACUGAGAGGGACAAAGGGAAGAAGGAAAUGAUUCAAACUAGUGAUGAAGAUAAUCAUGAGAAGAACAGGAGGAUGAUGUUGAGCUCAAAUGGUGGUGAUUCCUUUUUGGAUGAUUUGAGCAUUGAUGGGUCAGUAGGGUUGAAUUAUGACUCCGAUGAGUUCACUGAGAACACCACUAAGUUGGACGAGAUUUGCAAAGCCGGCGGUGGAGGGUUGAGCUCCAAUGCUAACAGUGGUGUCACCGGGGGUGCUCCGGAUCAGAAGGGGAAGAAGAAGGGACUUCCUGCUAAGAAUUUGAUGGCCGAAAGGAGGCGCAGGAAGAAGCUCAAUGAUAGGCUGUACAUGCUGAGGUCUGUUGUUCCAAAGAUCAGCAAAAUGGACAGAGCUUCGAUCCUUGGCGAUGCGAUUGAGUAUCUGAAGGAGCUUCUGCAGAGGAUCAAUGACCUUCACAAUGAACUGGAAUCAACUCCUCCAGGGUCCUCUUCUUUGACACCCACAGCCACAACUGCAUUUCAUCCACUGACCCCGACCCCGUCGGCGCUGUCCAGCCACAUGAAAGACAAACUCUGCCCGAGCCCUCUGCCAAGUCCGAAUGGACAAGCUGCGAGGGUUGAAGUGAGAGUGAGAGAAGGGAGAGCUGUGAACAUCCACAUGUUCUGUGGGCGGAGGCCGGGGCUUCUGCUGUCCACAAUGAAGGCCUUGGACGACCUUGGGCUGGACAUACAGCAAGCAGUGAUUAGCUGCUUCAACGGCUUUGCCAUGGACAUCUUCCGAGCCGAGCAAUGCAAGGAAGGUCAGGACGUGCACCCAGAGGAAAUCAAAGCCGUUCUUCUGGAUUCGGCCGGUGGGUUCCAAGGAAUGAUUUAGGUUCUUUUGCUUUUGGCGUAGUAGGUGGUCAGCCCUAGAUUUGGCUCCAGUUAGCAAAGAAAGAAAAGAGGGAAAAUAGCACCUGUUAGAUGGAUGAGGUAGAACUAGGCAAUUGGGGUUUGAGGGGGUUUGUAUGUUAUGGUUUCAGGAAGUAUUGGAUUCAGAGAUCCCUGCUUUGGUUCGGAGAAGUCUCUGAGUUAGUUUCUCUUUUUAGAACUUUCCCUCAUCAGAUUUCAUUAUAAUGCUGACGUGACCGCAGAGUGCCAUGCAAAUUGCAAAUGAUGCACUCUUGCUAAGUUAAUCGGUAAACUCUGUUCUUUAUUACUAUUUUAUUAUUAUUUUCCCGCGGAAAGUUAGGGGUGGAAAAUAAUGAGGUCCGGACUAGAUUGGAAUAUAUAUACGGUCUAAGGUCUAGACUGAGAGGUUAGAAGACAAAUCAUAUAUUAUAUGAUUCAUAUUAGACUAUGUAUGUACGUUGUAGUCUGGUACAAUCUGAAAAUAGAAAACUUUAGUGAUCAAUAUCCUAGUGAAACAAAAUUUUAGUGACUGUAAUUAACCUACGAGGAAAUAUAAGGACUUUUUUUUAUUUCUUACUCCCACUCUAGUCUCCAGUACUCUAUUCAGUAUCCACUUAAAAUAAAC
Molecule: messenger RNA, 2813 nt
Organism: Linum tenue
Lineage: Eukaryota; Viridiplantae; Streptophyta; Magnoliopsida; Malpighiales; Linaceae
Source: the annotation of a GenBank genome assembly